AUGUCGGAUCCCGAUCAAGAUAUCUUAGAUGCUAUUGAACAAGGAUCGUUCAAUUAUGCUCAAUCACUGCUUUCUAUAAGACUAAAAAAAUAUCCCAAUAACACUUAUUAUGGAGCAUUAAAUUGUUACUUACUUUUAUCGUCCGGUAAAAUUAAUGAGUCCAUUGACCAGAGUCUGAAGCUUAUGGCCAAAGUGCCUAAUGAUCCAAAAACACUUGGAUUACUAUACACCAUUUUUAAUAAAGCAGGGCGGUCUAAAGAAGCUAGUGUGGUUUACGAAAAUACUGUAAAGAAAUAUCCUACCAAUUCCAUCAUUUUGAGUUGGUUUGAGACUUCUCUUAAAAAUUUUGAUUUAAAAGCUCUUCAGAAAUCUACCAUGAAUCUACAGAAAGUCAACAAAUCGAAUCGCUCAUAUUCAAUGUGGUCAAGUUUGUCUUGUUUGAUUUUAAGCAACAAUUCUAAUGAUCCUAAGGAGAGUUUACUCUUUAAUAAGUUAGGAUUGAAAUUGCUAGAGAACUUACAGCCAUUGUUAACUACACAAGAGGUUUUCGUAUAUGUUAAGUUGCUAUACAACUUAGAAGAAUUUUCCCAAAUCGAGUCUUAUUUACAUCAGUAUAAAUCUGCAAAUGUGCUUGACUUGGAAUUAAAAUUAAUCUACUUGGAUAUUUUAAACAUACUAGAAAAAUGGGAUAGUUUAUAUUCGUAUGCAAAUCAGUUAAUCUUUAAAGAAAACUUUAAUGAUUUUGAUACCUGGAAAUAUUUAAUUAGUUCAUCAUUCCAGAGGAAUUCUCCGGUAUCAGACUUGAAAAACAUUAUCAUAAGCCAUCCUAAAUCAAGAAACUCCAAAUUAGCAUUAGUUGAAAUGGCAAAGGUAUAUAACGUGCCAAUGGAUGAGUUUGUUUUUGAGUAUUAUAAUGAGUUCAAUCAUAAAUCAUGUUGUUUUAACGAUUUGAAGUAUUAUUGUAAAUCUUUUGACACCGAAAACUUUAAAGCAUUGAUUAACGAUUCUACCACCAAAUUGAAAAGUUCAUCGCAAGGAGAUAUAAACAUAUUGAUUGGUUUAGUCAAUAACCAAAAAUUCAAAUUGUUGUUUAACGAUACAGAUAGCGGUUUUUGUGCUCAAAACUGGGAAAUUUAUGGACAGUUUAAGCAUUUAUUGAAAGUCAAAGAACUGACAGAUUUCUAUCCGGCCCACGAAUUAAUUUUGAUCAAUAUAAUAUUGGAAUUGAAGAAGAGCAAGAAAAUUGAAACUAUUCUUAAGAAUGUUUGUAUUAUAGAAAGGUUAUUGAUAGAUGACAAAUCCAACUUAAAUUUAAAGUUAUGGCAAAUUAAAUUAUACUCUUAUUUGAAUUGUCAAUCAUUAGUGUUUUUGCAUUAUCAAAAAUUAAAUAUUAAAAUGAUACAACACAACACCUUGAGUCAUUAUUUAAUUGAGAGGAAUUGCUUCCCUUGCAAAAAUAAUUUGAGUUAUUUAAUUAACAUCUAUAGAUUUUAUUUGACUGCUGAAUAUGAAAUCAAUGACAACAUAAUGCUUGGUUUCAAGAAAGAAAUAUUCAAUAAAUUAGAAAACUUUUUAAAAUUUGGUGAUAACUUGAACAAAUCCAUUAGCAAAUAUAAUUUAUUAUUAGAGAUUUUGAAAAUAUCUAGAGUUACUAAUGACAGUAAUUAUUAUAACUAUUUCAGUAAUAAUAUCAAAAGUUUUGAAAUAAGCUUAUUAAAUGAAUCUUUUAGUGUAUCAGAUAACAGGGAUAAUAAAAUACACUGGAAGUUUGGUAUUAAUGAACCUUUGGAAGAAGGGUUAUUAGAUUUGGGACCACAAUAUGGCGAAGAAUAUAUAAAAUUGAAUUAUAUUAAGGAGUUAAUUAUCCUUAAUAUCAAUAAUAGCAAUUCUUUGAAGCUAUUCAAAUUGUUCAACAAAUACUUGAAUAACAAUUUGUAUUUGAAUCAACUAACCGUUUUUGAAAAAUGGCUUUUUAAAGUCUAUCUAAGUGUUUUCAAGUAUAUUAAAUUCGAUAAUCCAAAAGAAAACGAAUCUAUUGAAAAGUUUUUAGUCAAAAAUUUAAAGCUAGAUAAAAUCAAUUCAUUAAUUAAUUCCACCGAAAGCAUAUUAUCAUGGGAAGUAAACUAUAUUUUGGUUAAUUUAGUUGACUUAUCCAAGGUUUUAACCCAGUUAAGCAGAUUUGAAUCUUCCAAAAAGAUAUGCUCAAUUAACAAAACUUUGAUCUCCGAUUUGAAAUCUUUAAAUUGCAAGAAGCUUCAAGUUAAUAAAUUGAAUGAAUUGAAAGCUGGGAACUUUGAUUUUGAUAAAAAUUUAAAUCUUGAUGCAAAUUUUGUCAGCGAAACAUUUCAAAUUAUUGAGAAUUCAAUCUACGAAGCUUCGAUCUCUAAUUUAAGAUUUUAA
Molecule: messenger RNA, 2400 nt
Organism: Debaryomyces hansenii CBS767
Lineage: Eukaryota; Fungi; Ascomycota; Pichiomycetes; Serinales; Debaryomycetaceae
Exons: 1
Coding region: 1-2400 (799 amino acids)
Biological process (GO): N-terminal peptidyl-methionine acetylation
Cellular component (GO): cytoplasm; NatB complex
Molecular function (GO): protein-N-terminal amino-acid acetyltransferase activity; protein binding
Source: RefSeq, a predicted model, not a curated record